AUGGCAGCGUCGCGUGACAAACAUUUUGAUCCGCGUGAAUUUGUAACUAUUAAACCUCUUCCAUGUAGCCGGACAUCGGGAGAAAAGUUACAAGCGCGCAGUAAGACCGCGUAUGUCACCUGCCGUGAUAGGCAGGUGUUCUGGGAGAACUUCAGUCGCAGACAGCGACAGCUCAGUCGACAGGGGUACCGAGCAGCGACUUGGCGACCCUACGAGGAGGUCGGAGAACCGCUGCACUUGGAACCAAAAAAGCUGAUCCUCUCUUCACUAGGACAACUCGAUGAGCUGGCAUCCGAAGCUGCGCCAUUGCCAUCUAAAGAUGCCCCUGUGAGACUUUCCUCUGCCCCAGACACACCAAAAGCAACAAAGAGCUUGUCGUUCAUUGGCCCAAGGACAAGAAGUCGAGAAGAUGCUAUCAACCUCAAGAAACACCUGGGCCAAACAAGGCGGCUGGUGAGUGCGGUGCGGCAGGGCAGGGGCUACCUCCAACUGCUGCAGAGGGAGGAGCAGGAGGUGCAGGAGGCCAGGCAGAAGGAGGUGAAGAGGAGCGCUGGACCACACCCUCCCUGUCUCUCCUCCGACAGCGACACUGACUUGGAGAGCCCCGUGUCUCCUGGCCAGAGGGGGCCGAGCGGUCACAGGCCGCCAGAGAGGACACGUGGAGGGGUAGGCAGGAGCCAAUCAGCACGGCCGUUACGGCCCUUCACCCCCGUACACCACGCCCUCACCUCCCCCCAGCUGAAGCAGCUCCCAUCGGAGUGUGUGUUUCGCCAGCUGUGCUGUCUGAACUGGCUCCUGGAGGCCGUGACCUUGGGCAGAGCCGGCAGGACUGCCCCUGUAUCAACCUGCUGGGACUCCAAUGGUCCAGGUGAGAGCAGAGCAGUGAUGAGGACCAUGGCCAAGGAGAGGGCCAUCCAGGCCAAGUGGGAGCAGUUUGUGGCGCAGCCAAAGGCUCAGCGCAGGCCUCCCCCCAGGCCAUCCCGCGCCUCCUCUGGCUGCUCCUACCUGCGUAAGACCUCCAGCCUGACCAGGCCGCCCUCCUCCUCCUCCCUGGCCACCUGCACCACCACCCUGGGGGGCAGCCACACCUCCCUGGCCCAGGGCACCACUGGAGGAGCCGGAGCUGGAGCUGCAGCUGCAGCUGCAGCUGGAGCUGGUGCGGUGUCCUCCGCAACAACACAACCUGGAGAAGACGCAGAGCACCAGAGUGUGGAAGAGUCAGACGCUGAGCCGCCCAUCUCCGACUACCUGCGGAAGCUUCUGGAAGAGGUCUACAAGAGUGUGGCCAAAGAACUCUAUGGCUCAGCCACGGCCCCUGACUUUGUGUGGAGCAGCUGCCCAGCCGCCAGACAGCUCUUGUCCUCUACAGCGGACAGGAAGUGCUCCCGGUUGGAGGAGCUGAGGACUUCCUUUGAGGAGCACGCCGAGGAGGUGGCCCAGCUCUUCAGCGACAGUCUAGAGGCCAAGGCCAAGAAGCGUUGGGAUUACGCUCUUGAGCGUCUGCAGGCCCUCUGUAGGAAGACCUCCUCUUUGGCAGCAGACAUCCGCCAGCCCAUUGCACACAGCAGACUUGAGGAGGACCCAGACAAGCCUUACAGCACCAAGUGGCUGCUAGUGCUAUUGGGUAAUCUAGGCGAGGCGGCCGAGCAUAACAGGAAGUUGGCGCGUGUGUUGGAGAAGCUGCGUCACUUCGCUGAGGAGCGCCGGCUGCGCGUGCGGCCCCAGGUCUUCCUGAAGGUGCUGGGCGGCCUGCAGAUCUGGGAGCUGUGCCUGCCUGACCUGUGUGUGGCCAUUGAGGUGGUGCGGGAGCACGCUGUGAAGAUGAGCAGAGAGGACUACGACGCUUGGCUGCUGGGCAGGAUCUCUGGGGCCCAGGGGGGCCAGGGGGCCCCACACCCACACCAGCGCCUCAUGACUACCUCAUGACAG
Engraulis encrasicolus (European anchovy) is the source of this 1929-nucleotide messenger RNA. Its product is annotated as coiled-coil domain-containing protein 60-like. NCBI's taxonomy places the organism in Eukaryota, Metazoa, Chordata, Actinopteri, Clupeiformes, Engraulidae. The record is from RefSeq and is a predicted model, not a curated record. The transcript has 13 exons. Bases 1 to 1926 code for a protein of 641 amino acids.